Molecule: messenger RNA, 1528 nt
Organism: Aplosporella prunicola CBS 121167
Lineage: Eukaryota; Fungi; Ascomycota; Dothideomycetes; Botryosphaeriales; Aplosporellaceae
Exons: 7
Coding region: 133-1230 (365 amino acids)
Molecular function (GO): DNA binding; zinc ion binding
Source: RefSeq, a predicted model, not a curated record
CGCAAACAACUUUCACCCUCUUUCUCUCCCUCUCCCAACCACGACAAGAGAUUUCUUCUAAGCCACAGAAGCUUCUUUGCGGCGUUUUUCGCUCACGUUGCAAUCCGCUUGAGGGUACUCAAGAUCGCGAUCAUGCCUACUUCCUAUCGCAUCGAAAGAUCCCCCAACAAUCGUGCCGGCUGCAAGAAUGCAGAGUGUAAGAAUGCAGGCGUGAAGAUCACCAAGGGCGAGCUCCGGUUCGCUACUCUAGUCACCAUCAAGGAGAAUACGUCUUGGCAGUACAAGCACUGGGGAUGCGUCACGCCCCAAGUCAUCCAGCAUGUCAAGGAUCACAUUGAGGGCGACUUUGAGCUGAUUGAGAACUGGGAGGAGCUCUCGGGAGAGGACCAAGAGAAGGUCAAGGCUGCUAUCGAGAAUGGCCAUAUUGAUGACGAAGACUGGAAAGGCGAUGCCGAACUCAACCGCCCCGGUAAGAAGGGCUUCCGCCUCAAGGUCCCCAAAGCGAAGAAGGGCAAGGAAGAUGAUGAGCCUGGAUCCGAGAACGAAAAAUCUACCACCAAGAAGCGUUCUCGACCCACAAAGGACGAAGAUGUCGACGAGGAAAAAGUUCCCGCUCCUAAGAAGGCCAGGAGCAAAAAGGUUGCUAAGGCUAAGGUCGAGAGCGAUGUCGAUGAAGAAGAGGUGCCUGCCCCAAAAAGCUCGAGGGCCAGAAAGGCUACCAAGAACCAGGAGGAAGGCAACGUUGUUGAUGGGGAAAAGGCGCCUCCCAAGCCCAAGAAAGGCAGAGCUCCGAAAAAGCAAACCAAGAAGGGAGCUGCUCAGGAGAACACAGAAGAAGCAGCCGCUGCCCUUGAAGAAGCGGUUGCUGCCCCUGAAGAAGCGGUUGCUGCCCCUGAAGAACGGUUGCUGCCCCUGAAGAAGCGGUUGCUGCCCCUGAAGAAGCUGCUGCUGCCCCCGAAGAAGCUGCUGAUACCUCUGAAGAAGCGGCCGCUGUUUCUGAAAAGGCGGAACCUGCUCCGAAGCCCAAGCGUUCUCGUGCUAAGAAGGCCGCUACUGAGGAAGCCAAGGAUGAUGAAACCCCGAAAGUGCCUAGCAAGGGAAAGAAGGCUAAGAACGUGGUUGCCACUGCCACCGAGGACACUAAAAAGGACGAGACUGUGUCGAAGGACAAGGAGACUACUAAGGCCGCUCCCCAGAAGAGGACGAGGAAGGCUAAGGCCUAAACCAUAACAUGGUUCUCGUGGUUAGGUUAUACCCGCCUUAGCUGCCUUUCCGUUGAUUUGGUCAUUAACGUACCCAUGUUUCAUGUUGAAUCAGCGCGGCAAAGGUAGUAUUCUAACGACAGGGGGAAAUUGUAUUGCACAUGGGUUAUGGGGUUUCUUGCUUGUGGCUCAGAAAGCUUUCGCUUUCCCAACGAAUACCCUGAUAUGUUUCACCUUUUUUCGCUGUAGCUUUUCGUCCUUCUCUUUUAAAAAACAGAGCUUACUUGUAUUGCCUACUAUUGAAGCUCUACAUGCUUAUAAAUGAC